AUGUGGGCCUUUGCCUGCAUUCUCCCCAUCCUCUGCGGACCCAGCUUUGCGGCGUCGCUUGACAAAGAUCACGAGGCCAUCCACAAGCAGAUCCAGAUCCAGGUCCAAGCUGAUGGCUCUCUCUCGUCCAUGGCUGCAGCACAGGUGAUGCGCCGGCAGAAGGACCAACUGUUGACAUCGACCUUCGAUGUAAGCAAUCGCUCUGCCCCAGAGCUCGGCCACGUGGAGAAGGACAAGGCCGUGGGAAAUCAGUCAAAUAUCCCGAGCGUUCUCGCCAACGUGACCCAUGCAGCGAAGGGCACAUUGCCCAGCGAGUGGCUACAUAGGAGGAAGCUGCUUCAAUCCGAGGCGAGCAAGGUCUCGCUCGCUGCCGUGCUGCUUUUCGGCACUGUGGUUACGACGGGCCUGGGCAUUGCGGGCUUCCUGUCCUAUCUGCUCGUAGCUCCGCGCGUGGUCAUGAAGCGACGGCCCAUCACGCAAGCAGGAUCUGCCGGCAUGUACCGGCGUUCUUCGGAGAAGGAGGGCCUCGUCUUCGGCCGCUGA
Molecule: messenger RNA, 543 nt
Organism: Symbiodinium sp. CCMP2592
Lineage: Eukaryota; Dinophyceae; Suessiales; Symbiodiniaceae
Source: the annotation of a GenBank genome assembly